Messenger RNA from Elephantulus edwardii (Cape elephant shrew), 1224 nucleotides. RefSeq names its product adhesion regulating molecule 1 (gene ADRM1). Gene Ontology annotation, molecular function: proteasome binding; ubiquitin binding; endopeptidase activator activity. Bases 1 to 1224 code for a protein of 407 amino acids. Gene Ontology annotation, cellular component: nucleus; proteasome regulatory particle, lid subcomplex; cytoplasm. The transcript is spliced from 9 exons. NCBI's taxonomy places the organism in Eukaryota, Metazoa, Chordata, Mammalia, Macroscelidea, Macroscelididae. Gene Ontology annotation, biological process: ubiquitin-dependent protein catabolic process. The record is from RefSeq and is a predicted model, not a curated record.
AUGACCACUUCGGGCGCUCUGUUUCCAAGCCUGGUGCCGGGCUCCCGGGGCUCCUCCAACAAGUACCUGGUGGAGUUCCGAGCCGGAAAAAUGUCGCUGAAAGGCACCACCGUCACCCCGGACAAACGGAAGGGGCUGGUGUACAUUCAGCAGACCGACGACUCGCUCAUCCACUUCUGCUGGAAGGACCGGACGUCGGGCAGCGUGGAGGACGACUUGAUUAUCUUCCCCGAUGACUGUGAAUUUAAGAGGGUGCCCCAGUGCCCUAGUGGGAGGGUCUACGUGCUCAAGUUCAAGGCAGGUUCUAAGCGCCUCUUCUUCUGGAUGCAGGAGCCCAAGACGGACCAGGACGAGGAACACUGCCGGAAGGUUAACGAAUACCUGAACAACCCCCCGAUGCCCGGGGCGCUGGGAGCCAGCGGAAGUGGCAGCCACGAACUCUCCGCACUCGGAGGUGAGGGCGGUCUACAGAGCCUCCUGGGGAACAUGAGUCACAGCCAGCUGAUGCAGCUGAUCGGACCUGCCGGCCUGGGCGGCCUCGGUGGACUUGGGGCCCUGACUGGGCCGGGCCUGGCCAGCUUGCUGGGGAGUGGAGGUCCACCGGCCAGCAGCUCUUCAUCCAGUUCUCGGAGCCAGUCGGCCGCCGUCACCCCCUCCUCCAACGCCUCUUCUGCCCGCGCCACCCCAGCCCCUUCUGCGCCAGCAGCUGCCUCAGCGACCAGCCCAAGCCCCGCGCCCAGUUCAGGUAAUGGGCCCAGCACGGCAGCGAGCCCAACCCAGCCCAUUCAGCUGAGUGAUCUGCAGACCAUUUUAGCCACUAUGAACGUGCCGGCCGGGGCAGGCGGCGGCCAGCAAGUCGACCUGGCCAGCGUGCUUACGCCGGAGAUCAUGGCACCCAUCCUGGCCAACGCUGACGUUCAGGAGCGCCUGCUGCCCUACCUGCCGUCGGGGGAGUCACUGCCACAGACCGCAGAGGAGAUCCAGAACACGCUGACCUCUCCCCAGUUCCAGCAGGCCCUGGGCAUGUUCAGCGCGGCCUUGGCUUCGGGGCAGCUGGGCCCCCUCAUGUGCCAGUUCGGCCUGCCUGCAGAAGCGGUGGAGGCUGCCAACAAGGGCGAUGUGGAAGCGUUUGCCAAAGCCAUGCAGAACAGCGCCAAGCCAGAGCCCAAAGAAGGCGAGGCCAAGGACAAGAAGGACGAGGAGGAGGACAUGAGCCUGGAUUAG